Porites evermanni is the source of this 3798-nucleotide messenger RNA. The record is from the annotation of a GenBank genome assembly. NCBI's taxonomy places the organism in Eukaryota, Metazoa, Cnidaria, Anthozoa, Scleractinia, Poritidae.
AUGUGUGAAAGCGAUGAUGAAAGCGAGAGGUGGUGUGCUGUGUGCAAUGACAUAUCUUCUGGUUAUCAUUAUGGAGCAAACACUUGUGAAGGAUGCAAAAGUUUCUUUAAAAGAACAGUUCAGAAAGAUCUACAUGAAAAAUACAAGUGUAGUGGAAAAGAUGACUGUCCAGUGGAUAGAAAGUCACGAGCCAAAUGUCCAUCCUGUAGACUGAACAAGUGUUUUGCGGUGGGAAUGGUAUUAGAAGGUAUUAGCUCUUGUCAUAUUCUUUGAAAGAAGUAUUAUCAUACAUUACGUCAUUCUGUGGGGGUAGUAUGAGGGUGACAAAGAAAGAAGCUAAAAAUCACUAAUAAUCACUGAUUGAAAAAAUUAAUUAAGCAGUAUUAACUUAACAGCAACAGAAUGCCUAAUCAGUAGCCUGCAAUUACAUCCACCUCUCAUCACUUCAUGCCACUUGCAGCCGGAGCCACAGACAUAACUUAAUCUUGGUUAGUGAUGUCUGUGAAGCAGCAGCGUGAUCCUUGUUUUGGGUCCAGAAUGCACUCAGUAAAUUACCAGAAGUAUGUUGUGAAUUUCCCUUCAACCUCUGAUUGGCAAAUUUACAAUAGCUUUUUUUAACAGGUCAAUCAUAGCACAAAAUCCUUACACAGGUGAGAACCCAGACAAGGAUUUCAGCGCUGUUUUGCAGACGGAUUUAACAAGAGUUUAUUGCAUGAGGCCCUCCUAGGGAAGUUACACAUGUCCCUAGUCUGAAUUUCAAAACCUGUCAUUUUGUGUUCAUAUUGAGCAGGAAAGCCAUGUCGCUCUUCAUAUUUCACUAUUGUAUAAAUUUUUACUUUUCUCUGUCGCUGUCGCAGGUUCAACCUAUCUUUGUAUUGUUUGUUGCCACUUCAUCUGUCUUCAUGUUCCAAGGCCAUAUUGCUUAUUGCCAUUUUACCCUAACAAGGCCUCUUUAGCUUUGUCUGUGGUACAGACCACUACUUGGGGUGUUUCGCGAGAGAGAUGUCUGCAAUUCAGCCUCAAAAAUUCCAUAUACAGAUAACGUAAAUUUAUCCCGAACCUGGUCAACAUACAGUAAUUGGUAGACAUAGAAAUUGUAUUGUGGCUAUGUUUACAAAUGACAGAUAAGAGGCUACAAAGAUCAAAUAUAAAUGUCCAUAGUGGCAGGGAGCAAUGAGUGGUGUCUGUAUUCACAGGCUACUAAAUACAAAUGUACAUAAAGCACUGGUUUACUACUUAUUGCUUAUCAUGAAAUAGAUGCCGAGUGUGUUUGCCAAUCAGAGCAGAGACUUUGUGAUGAUAUAUCGGUUGCUUUCUGCUGACAAUUAAUUGGCGCGGGUGAAAGGGCUUAAUCUAAUUUGGUCACUUUUCAAAAGAUCACGGGGCAAAAGGUGGGGUUGAGAUGCAGGACUAAAUAUUACUGACAGUGCUGUAUAUUCCUGGGUUUGUUAUUCUUCGUUUCCACUCCCAGGAUUACCAGAAAUAAACAAUUUAUUUAAGAAAAUGCCAAGUUUCUUUUGUACAACACUAAAAACAGUUUUUACGGAUCAAUAUCUUCUUUUUCUAAAGAGUUUGAAAGAUGUUUUUAGGAAUCUUAUUGUUUUUGCAGCAGUGAAGCACUGUAUUCGCUCUUUAUAAACUUGAUAUUUAUCCUUAAAUUAUGCCUGUAGGAAGAUUUUCAUUCCAUUGUUAUUUUUUUGUUUGUCUUUUGUUGUAAAAUGAUAUCUACACUUUUUACCAGGGGUGAGAAAAGAAAAAAAGCGUGGUGGACGAUCAUUUUAUCCACUCAAAAAGAAGAAGUGCGACCAGGAGACUCAAACAGGAAGUGAAACUUCUUCAAAUGAGGAGACGAACAAAAGCAAUAUCAAAUAUUGCUCUGAUCUCAUUGAAAACUUAAUGAGCAGCAGUCCUUGUAUUGUACCUCCAGGAGAAACAGCAAGUGACUCUAGUGACUCUGUAAAUGAAAGCCGCGAAGGAGUUCUUACUAGACUUUCAAACGCAAUCACUAAAGAACUGUUCUUGAUCGUGGAAUGGGCCAAAUUGGUUCCUGGAUUCAAUGAGCUUUGUCGGCAGGAUCAGAUUGCUCUUUUAACAGCUGGUGGCAUGGAACUGAUUGUUUUUAGGGUCAUCUAUAGGUCGAUUCCAUACAAGGAGCAAGUGUAUAUGAACACAACAUCACUACUUACGAAAGAAGAAUGUUACAAUGUACUGAACAAAGAAAUUGUUGACAUGAUUUUAGAUGUUGUGGAGAGACUACGGCCUCUCUCUAUAGAUGAUGUGGAAUUUGCUUGUUUGAAGACCAUCCUUCUAAUUGAUCCAGGUAUUGAAGGCAUUCUUGGCUUAAUUUUUAUGUACUUGUACCUUGAUAGUAUUCAAUUAAGUGUAAGUAUUAUAAUUUAGGCAAGGAAAGGGUAAUUUAAAUCAAUAUUUAAGUAGCCUGAAUUUCAUCUGGUUACUUCAAUUCAUUAUUACUCUCUCAAACACGUCUGAAUCAACCAGCUGUUAAUGCCGUCCAGUGAUGUCACUAUAUAAAACUUGUUUGCUUUAAUUCAUGCAAAACGUAAAACACAAUUGGCAAACCAAGAAAUAUCAUUUGGAAAUGUGUACAUGAUACAGAACAGCUGACAGAAUUGCUUUACUCUUUUGGAUCGUAAUUCAUGUUUAACGUUCAAACUAUCAACUGCGUGCAGUACUCUGAAGUAGUUGUAAUUCAGACUCAUUCACAAUCACGCAAUGAAAUAAAUACGCAUACAAAACACUUAUGGAAGUUCAAAAACGCAACAAUUUCCUUUAAUUGAAAAGAAGCUUAACAAAUAAAAAACAAAACAAGGAAACAAGAAAGAAAAGCUAACAGAAUCACUACACUUGACAGUGAUAAUAUGAAGAAGGUCAAAUGACAACAUGACAUUGGUCUCAGAAACUUCGCAUAAACAAAAUCACUGCGGAAACCACAAUGCACCUCUAAAUGAAAAACCUACUGACUCUCCGCAAUGAUUCUUCAUUUGCAGUUCAAUUCAGUUUUGAAGACAAUGAAGGGCAGUUUUGCUGUUUACAAUAAAGAUUAUCGAAAUGUUUGAACUCCACUCAAGCAUGCCACCGAUGCGAUCCACUGAAUAUCAACCAACAAUCCCACUAAAAUUUUUUCCUAAUUAUACAUAAUUAUGAGAAUAUUUAGACAAUUAACCAAUCAAAAUCACUACCUGGUUUUUGGGUAGUAGUGACAUCACUGAACAGCAUUAAUGGCUGGUCGAUUCAGAUGUUGCUGAGAGGAGAAAACAACUCAAAGCAAUCGGAUGAAAUUCAGGCUAAUAUUUAAGGUAAAAAUCAAAUUUUGAAUAAAAAGAAAAUGCAUAGGAAAAUUAUGAUAAACAAAAAAAUGGCUGGGAAAAUAUGCAUUGUAUUAGUCUGUUGACCUGUCAUCAGGGAUGGAUUCUCAAAGUAAAAUUAUUGUAGAGUAUUCUUUAGACCUUACAUUACUGCUGAUCUUUUUAGGUCAGUAUAUGUAAUUGUUGUUAAAAAUUAUAAUUAUUUCAACUUUUGAUAGAGACACCAGGACUCUCUGACAAGACAGCUGUUUCAACGCUUCAAGGCGCUUAUCUUGCAGCUCUCAAGGAGCAUAUGACUGCAACAUACCCAGACCAAAGUGGACGUUUUGCAAAGCUACUGCUACGGCUUCCAGCAUUGCGAGAUGUUUGCACCAAGGGAUACCAGUAUUUUUUACUGGUGAGAGCCAAGUUGGAAGGCGAGGUACCCAUGUCCACUCUACUGCAGGAGAUGUUUGAAUCAGCAAGGUUUUAG